AUGGACGAGUCCACUGCGUAUACCCAUGGAAGUCCUCUCCUAAGGCUUCCGCUCGAGCUGCUGCUCCGCGUCAGCCAUCAUCUGACGACCAUCGAGCUGGGCAACCUACGCUUGAGCUGUCGGCACGUUGAGAGCAGCCUCUUCCACAGUUUCGCGCGCGAAUUCUUCCUUCACAAGCAGUUCAACCUGACCGAGUUCAGCCUGAAAGCGCUCGUUGCAGUGUCGCGCAGCCGGAUGGCGCCGCACCUGCGCUUCCUGCACAUUGGACUCGAGACUGUCUCUCACGCGAGCAUGUGCCAAACGCAGCGCUCGACGGCGCAUACGCACCGCCACAAUCGGCUGCACGCCGAGAACUGGAUCCUCUCCGCCACCGGCCAGGAUGUGGUGCUGCUGGCCGAGGCGCUGCGGGGGCUGGUGAAUCUGGAAGACGUGGUGCUGCGGGAUACCAAUUCCUCGCGAAGGUCGAGGGACGGCCAUGGUGCGACGUGGAGGAGCUACGGAGAUGCCACAUUUCGGCAGCAGACGGGUACACUUCUGUCGAAUGCGAUGGCGCUGAGGGACGAUGAGUUUGCCAGCUACAGGGUGCUCAUUAAGACGCUGCAGGCGCUGGCCGCGGCGGAUGCCAAUGUGGGAGGGAUCGAGCUGCUGCUGCGCCGGCAUGGCGUGCCAUGGCGCGGCACGUUCUACAUCCCAGAGUAUCUGGUACCCACGGUGCGGCCGGUGCUGGCAAAACUGACCAAGCUACACCUCGUUAUUGGCGACAACUACCGCGCGCGGCCCAACGUCGACUCCUUCGAUGCGGAAACCUGGAGUUUUGACCUGCGCACCUUUCUCUCGUACGUGCCUAAUCUCCGCGAUUUCCGCUUCAACGGCCAAGGCGGGAACACGGUCGUGUUUGCACGGUUCCUCGAAUGGCUCAGCCUCGACGCCGGCUCGGCCGCGCCGCCGCCUGCCGGUGUCACGAAUUCUGAGGAGACGGCCAUUAUUCAGGCCGGCCCGCCGCCUGUCGGCUUUCCGCAGCUCACCCGUUUCAGCCUCGGCAGGAUUUACGUGCAGCCGCCGCUGCUUGUGCGGCUGCUCCGCAAGUUUGCGCCGACGCUCGAGGACCUUGCCCUCUGGGAGGUGACGCUGUGCGUGGACGAUGAGCAGGAGCUCGUCGCGUGGCGGGGACUCUGGCAAGAACUGCGCGGCCUGGGCGGGCUCGACAAGCUGCGCCGGCUCAAGGUCGGACGCCAAACGUUCGACGAUGUGCAGGUCAUCCGGUCGAGGCCUGUCACCGCACGGUUUAGGGACGGCGGGGGUGAGGUCGAGUACAUAGGCUCCGACUGGCGGGCCUUUGCACGGGAGACGCUGGAGAGCGCGGAGAUUACACGCAUUGUGCAGGAUGAGGACAGUCAGGACAACGAAGACAGUAGCGACGAUGAUUAA
Messenger RNA from Cordyceps militaris CM01, 1428 nucleotides. RefSeq lists its product as uncharacterized. The record is from RefSeq and is a predicted model, not a curated record. The coding region runs from base 1 to 1428 and encodes 475 amino acids. Gene Ontology annotation, molecular function: protein binding. The transcript has a single exon. Lineage: Eukaryota; Fungi; Ascomycota; Sordariomycetes; Hypocreales; Cordycipitaceae.